CGGGAUGCGCAGCCUCAAGGGCGACAAGGGUGACCGCGGCCUGCGGGGUCCGCCUGGAGAGUCCAUCAGGGGCCCCCCUGGCCCGCCGGGCCCGCCCGGGCCCCCGGGCGCCUUCUACGGCAAGGGCGACGCGUUCCCGGAUGAAGGGCGUGCGUACGGCAGGCCGAACCAGAUGUUCGGCGCCGGUUCCCCGGGUUUACAGGGGCCGCCGGGGACGUGCUCCUGCAACCUCACCUCCAUCCUGGGCUCCAUGAACCUGGAGAUGAUACCGGGCCCUCCAGGGCAGCCUGGCAUCGACGGGGCGGCAGGGAUUCCUGGAGUCUCGGGCCUGCCGGGGCCUCCCGGUGAGAGAGGCGCGCCCGGGUCGCGGGGCGAGAAGGGCGACCGCGGGGACAUCGGCGCGACCGGGCCGGAGGGCAUCCAGGGCCAGAAGGGCGACCCGGGCCGCGACGGCACGCCGGGCACCCCGGGCGCUCCGGGACCUCCCGGGCCACCCGGCACGUCCGAGCCCAACGGCGGAUACGACCCGAGCUGGAACUCCCGCUCGGUGCUCAAGGACUCGGUGCUCGGCACCGGCUACGGCUCCUCCAUCGGCCGGCCCGGCAGCCCGGGGCCCAAGGGCGAGCCCGGGUCGUCGGGCAGCCCCGGCUUCAAGGGCGAGCGCGGCGUGCAGGGCCCCAAGGGCGAGCGGGGCGAGCUGGGCGCGCGCGGCGCCAAGGGCGACCGCGGCCACCAGGGGCCGCAGGGCGCUCAGGGCUUUAAGGGCGAGCCCGGCUCUCCGGGCAUCGAUGGCCAGCCCGGCGUACCCGGCGACAACGGCCGCCCGGGGUCCAAGGGUGACAAGGGCGACCCAGGUGCGGUCGGCAGCCCGGGGCCCCCGGGACCACCAGGGGUGGCCGUUUACAACCCAGAGGAGGCCAAGUUCCUUGGCGGCGGGCCUUCCCUGCUCGGAGAAGCGUCCUCCCUGCCCGGGCCUCAGGGAGAGCGUGGUGAGCCGGGCGUCAAGGGGGAGAAAGGUGACAGCGGAGACCGUGGGCUUUCGGGCAUACCCGGCAUCAACGGCGUGCAGGGGCCGGCGGGCGAGAAGGGCGAGGCGGGCGUCCCCGGGCCGGUGGGCCCACCGGGCCUCAAGGGCGAGCGUGGCGAGCGGGGGCCGCCGGGUGCCGUCACCUCGGUCGACGGCGAGGUCGUGGUCGUCAAGGGCGAGAAGGGCGACGGCGGGAAGCGAGGCCGGCGGGGAAGACCAGGUCCUCCGGGCGUUCCCGGCAAGGACGGUGCGUCGGGUGAUAUGGGACUUCCUGGAUGGCAGGGGUUGCCUGGACGGCCGGGUCCUGUGGGAAUGCCGGGACUAGGAUUUCAAGGUCCUAAAGGGGAAAAGGGGGAGCCUGGAGAGAUUACCAACCUGCUUCGGCAUCGUGGGGAACCCGGACUUCCAGGGCCAAUGGGUCCUCCUGGACCAGAGGGUAGACCAGGGCCUCCAGGUCCUCCAGGACCUCCAUCAGAAGUUAAAUAUGUGCCUGUUCCUGGCCCGCCUGGCCCGCCUGGCCCACCAGGUGUUACAGAAUCUCGUGGUCAUGUUUUUGGUGGCGAGCAGUUACAUCCUAGACCUGGCUCAGGAGGAGGAAUUGAAGGACUGAAUAAGGCCAUGAGGAAUCGAGACUCAUUAGGACAUGGCUCUUCUUCCCCACCUGUUCAAGAAAAAACGACAAGGAUUGUACCGGGUGCUGUAACUUACCAAAAUAAAGAGGCUAUGACAAGUAGAUCAGCGGAAACAGCUGUGGGUACGCUUGCAUACAUAAUUGAUGAAGAAGCUCUUUUAGUGAGAGUCAACAAAGGAUGGCAGUAUGUUGCUUUGGGAUCUAUUUUAGAUGUGACCACUCCACCUCCACCAACUACUUUCCACCCUCAUGUAAGGCCUCCCCCACUGGAAUCUUCCAACCUGCUUGUCAACACCUUCUACAUGGCUGCUGAUCAACCUGCUCUCCGAAUGGCCGCCCUGAAUGAGCCCUAUUCCGGAGAUAUGCAUGGAGUAAGUGGUGCAGAUCGUGCUUGCCACAGACAAGCUCACAGAGCUAACAUGCGAGGAACCUUUAGAGCAUUUAUAUCAUCUCGGGUACAAGAUCUUGACUCAAUUGUUCGGCCUGCAGACAGAAACUUGCCUGUUAUCAAUACAAGGGGUGAUGUUCUUUUUAAAUCAUGGAAGGAACUUUUUGCUGGUAAAGGAGGGUUCUUGUCUCAACAGCAUAAGAUUUACAGCUUUAACGGAAGAGAUAUUUUGAAUGAUUUUGCUUGGCCUGAAAAAGUUAUAUGGCAUGGUGCCCACAUGUUAGGUGAGCGAGCAAUGGAUGCUUAUUGUGACUCAUGGCAAUCAGACAGUGCUGACAAAUUUGGACUCGCAUCUUCCCUUCUAAGAGGAAAACUUCUAGCUCAAGAACGUUUUUCUUGUAAUCAUAGAUUUGCAAUUUUGUGUAUAGAAGCAGUGAACCCUUACUUGUCGAGAAGACGACGCAGAAGUGUUGAGAGCAAUGAUGAGGAUGAUGAUUUCCUUGAUGAAGAUGAAUAUGAAGACACUUUAAAAUCUGUCAUGGAUGAAAACGAUUAAUAGGUAUUCCAAAUGAGACACUAUAAUAAUUAUUUGAAAAAUGCUAGUCCUGCAGCAUAUGAAAAUCUUCCUUAUCUACAAGUGGAAAACAUUCAAAAUUUUAGUAUCAUUUCGUCACAUAAUUAGGUGACUGGUUUCGAGCUGUUUCAUCUUUCUUCUCGUAAAAUAGUGUCUCCCAUCCGUCCUCAUACCUUCAUUAUGCUGACACUACGGAAAGUCUCAAACAUAGCAAAAAGUCACUGUGCAAUUUGUUUGUUUCUCAAAAAUAGUAUUAAAACAAAAACAUCCUAAUAUCUACAGCUGCCUUCCUUAUGGUUUAUGGUGAAUAAAAUAAUGUUUUACAUUCAAAUUAACUUUGACAUUCCUUUAAUGCAUUUUUGUAUAGCUUUGUGCUCAAAGAUUGUCACUUAGACUCAAAACUAAAACUGCCAUGUGUUGAUUUCAAAAUAUGGAUGUGCAACUAUUUCUGAGCAUGUUCUGAGGCCCAACAGUUUUCCAUUUUUUGAUUGAAUGGGAGUUCAUUUGAAACAUUUCUCCUCAGCCAGCAGUACAAAGAUGUAUUUCAUAUCAAUUAAGUAUUACAUUUUUUAUUUGGUAAAGAUACUUAAGUAUAUCCCUCAAAACAUUCUUCUAAGCAAACUUUUAGGAUAAUGUUUUGUUUUUUUGUGAAUUAGUGUUUUCACCAAUUAUCACUUAACCAAUUUAAGGAUUUGUCCUGUUCUUUUGUUUUGUAUUAUUCUGUUCAAUGGUCUAGUCAUUUCUAACUUAUUGUACCUUUAGUUAAUUACAGAGUGUGGAGAGUUUGAGUGUGUAUUAAAGUUGUUGUAUAGUCCAUAAAUUUUAAUGUAAAGAUUUU
Frankliniella occidentalis (western flower thrips) is the source of this 3458-nucleotide messenger RNA. It is a transcript of the gene Mp, whose product is annotated as collagen alpha-2(IX) chain. The record is from RefSeq and is a predicted model, not a curated record. NCBI's taxonomy places the organism in Eukaryota, Metazoa, Arthropoda, Insecta, Thysanoptera, Thripidae. The coding region runs from base 5 to 2602 and encodes 865 amino acids. The transcript has 18 exons.